This is a messenger RNA of Xyrichtys novacula (pearly razorfish), 2379 nucleotides long. NCBI's taxonomy places the organism in Eukaryota, Metazoa, Chordata, Actinopteri, Labriformes, Labridae. The record is from the annotation of a GenBank genome assembly.
CCAAAAAAAUCUAACGCUUCCGGGACGGAUCGGGUAGCGACAGGUCAUAUUCAUUCGCUGUAAACAUGGCUACAAUGCCUUUAAAUUCUUUAAGACAGUUAGUGAAAGCGAUGUUAGAUACCCCGGGCUUCGAUAGAGUUCUUAGUAAGGUCGGUGUAUACUUUGCUAUGUUUUACGAAAUAGAAUUACACGCUAUUCUUCAGCUCAGUCACCACCUUUAAAAGCAACGAGGUGACUGUAAAUGCUGCACUGUUUUCAAGGUUUGUCAUGUUUAUCCUUCAGGUGAACAUUCUGUCUGCCAGCCCAGGUAAGGUCGUAUGUGAAAUGCGGGUAGAAGAGGAGCACACUAACAGGGGAGGGACGCUGCAUGGCGGAAUGACAGCGACCCUGGUCGAUGUGAUCUCCACGGUGGCGAUCAUGAACAGUGAAAGAGGAGCUCCUGGAGUCAGUGUUGAUAUGAACAUAACGUGAGCCAAAUACUGAUCUCACCUUCAAAAAGCUCAAAUGUAUUUACCAAUUAAUAUUUGUCCUUCAGAGUGUGAACCAUGUGGCUUAAAGAUUAACUUCUAUAACUCCUUGUGACUGUAAACAAACGUCAAUGUCUUACAGAUACAUGAGCGCUGCCAAGAUGGGAGAGGACGUCCUGAUCACAGCUCAGGUCCUUAAACAAGGACGAACGCUGGCGUUUGCGUCUGUGGAUUUUACCAGCAAAGCCACAGGGAAGAUGAUUGCACAAGGGAGACACACGAAACACCUCGGCGGGAGCUAAACUGCCACCUUUCAGUGCCUAUCAACAAAUCACAUAUCAUGGUUGUAUACUGUAAAAACAAUGGACUGAAAGUGAGGUUUUACACUAACUCCUACCUGUAAAUACUUGGUUUAACUCCUGAAUAUGAACAAAAAAUGUGGUACACAGUGCUAAAGCUUUUUAUGACUGGUUACUUCAAGUUACCACUGAUACAAAUGGGCAACAUCGUCUAACUACCGUUUCAUUGAUUGUGUUUCAUGCAUACGCAAUAAAACAAAUGGACAAGAAUGAUGCUUUCAGAAUUUGCACUGUAUUGGGAUAUGCUCAGCAGUAUUGAUUUGAGAAUCAACAGAAAAAACCCAGAAGUAACACCUUUAACCCUUUGAACUGAACACACUGAAUCAACAAGGAGCAAAACUAAAUGUACCUUAAUUGACAAAAAGCCAGCAAAAAUCCAAUUUUUAAUUUAUGAGCAUGGCAGCAAAUUAUCUUCAUUUUUAGUAGGUCAAAUUAAAGAAAAAUCAGUUAGCUUACAGCAACUUUGGUUAGGUUUGUUAAACAUUAAGUAUGUCACCAUUUCAGCUUCUCACCAACCCACAUCCCGAACAAAACAAAACAUUAAACAUCAGAUUUCAGUAGCUUAAAUGAAUGGUGCAUGAGCGGCUUGAACAGUGACCAUGACCUUCAACAUCUAGCCAACAUGUCUUAACUUUGUGCACAAUGCCUUUCAAGUCACUCAAGAUUUUAGCAAAGGCCUGCCUAGCAUGUCUCAGAGGAAAGCAAAUGACACCAAAACAUUUUUUAAAAGUCCAGCAAAAAAACUAAGGCGGUUUAUAAGAAGCCAUACCUACACCAUAUGAUUUGACAAAUAUUGUUCAUCUUGUUUUCUUUGCUUACACAGGUGUUUUAACGCCUAUUCACACCUGUCCUUGGUCAAAAGAUUGUGUAAAGUUGUUCUAGAAACUCCAUUGACAUUACAAACAAGCUUUAACAAUCCUCUCUUAUGACAACAAGGAUAUAAAAUCACGUCCAUCUGAGAACCACCGUGAAGACCUGUGUGUUGUUUGUUCCUGUUUUGAUGCAACAUAAAGAGUUCCUUCAAUGACCGGUGCUGUUGACAGUGCGGCUCCAAGAGAACAACCAACCACUCAAAAUCAAUGUUCGUGCAGGUUCAAAUAAAAAAUAAAACGGAUGAGUGAGUAGGAGGGAAUGAAGAGGGGGUAAAAUGAAAAAAUGGGGGAACCAAUCCAAAAAAUGGCAGAGAGAAGAGGAGGAACAUUGGGAGCGUGAGGGGGAAAAAAACAAGGAGGGGAACUGAAUCAGCUGCAGGUCAAGGAGGGGAGAACAAGUAGGUAACAAAAGAAGGAGAGAUCCAAGCACAAGUUCAAAUCUUUUAAAAAGGAAACAGGUGAAGAUGAGUACAUCUAUUUGCUUCUGAAGGCUUCGGCAGGAGGGAGGGGAAGGGCUUUCUCUAUGUGGCUGGGUGACGCAGGGAGCCCUAAUCAGGCAUGUAUGGGCGGAGGUGAUCCUCGAUGUCUCCCACACCCCAGCAGGUCAGCUGGUCCUGGGGCAAGUACAGGCAGAGGCUGCACAACUUGAAAACUGUGGCCUUGGUUUUAGGAGUCUGUGAG